UUUGAGUGGGUGUACCAGAGAGCGAGAGACUGAGAGAGAAAAAGAGAGAGAGAGAGAGAGAGAGAGAGGAAGGAGAAGGAGCAAAGGAGGGAGUAAGACAUUGACGGAGAGGGAGGCGAGAGACUAAGAGCGAGAGAGCAAUGGAAAGAGAGAGAGAACGAGAGAGAGGGAGAAUGAGGGAGCUCCAGGCACUCUGACUGGACUCCGGCUCCAGCUCUGCUUCUGCAGUCUUUCCAGCUUCCUCGGAGGAAUACGGUCCAGCUUUCCGCUUCCGCAGCCUCUCCAUCCUUUCAAUACCUGAAUGCGGGAAUAACCGCACCAGGAGAAACGGAGGGGAGAAGAAGAGCAACAGAGCCAGGGAAUAACUUGGCGCUCAAUUCCACUGCUGGGACAUCUGGAUGCGCACCUUUUUUUGCCUGGAGGGAAAAAGAGAACAAGCGGAAGAGAGAGAAGAGAGUGGGAGAGAGGGAGAGGAAGAGAAGAAAGAUAGGGAACAGGCAAGAGCAAAGAGAGGAAAGGAAGGAAGGAAGGAAGGAAGGUCAAGACAGACAGUAGAAAUAAAAAGACAAACGAAACAGAAACAGGGAAGGGAAGUCCAGAAAGUAAGAAAGGACAAAAAGAGGUGUUCAGAAAAAAAGGAGCAGAGUAAAGAGACAGGUAAAAGAAAGACAGCAAAGAAAAGAAUAGAAAGAGCACAGGGAAAAGAAGCUAGUCCACAUGACGCUCAAGACGUUGCUGAUCCUCUAGACUAGAAAGCUGAAUUUGGCUGCUGCACUCUGCAACGAGUUUCUUGGCUUGGAUGCUUCCCAUCAUUUCUGAAUUAUUGUACUAGCUUAUCUGUCCAUCUGUCCAUCUGUCUGUCCAUCCGUCCAUCCAUCUGAUCUGUCCAGCUGUCCGUUCAUGCUGUCUGUCUCUCAGCUUCAGUCGUUAUGAGAAGAAGACCUUGGCAAAGCCGCUGGUGUCAGUACAUGCAUAAUAGUUUCUUCAAAGCCGAAGCAGCGGCAUAGAAUUUGUGACAGUAUAUGUACAUGAGUGCAUGGGCUCUUUCCGUUUGUGCACCUGCCCGUCUCCACACUUUCCCAUCUGCACACCUGUCUGCCCACCUGUCUCCCCAUCCGCAUGGCAAGGCUCCUUUCAGAAAGCAGUCAAAGUGCCAACUGACGAGAUUAACGACUGUUGGACUGUUUAAGCUGCUGUCGGAUUGAAGCUUUAGGACCACUUAAUCCCAUUGGAGGAGCAUGUAGGCAUUAGAUAGCGAGGGAGUAGAAAGCGAUUGUGAAUAAUGGAUUGGAGCUUGCUUGGAUUUUGAAAUUUGAGAGGGGUGAUAGGACUUCACAUGGAUUUGCUGAGGAUUCUGCUGGUGCUGAAGAAUGUGAUGUGACUCUGGAGUGAACUUACCUUGAAUUCUGACCUUUUCGGCUUAUUGGAAGCUCUUGGAAUCAUAUCGAAUAAAACAAACUUGUACCUUUUUACAGGAUAGCUGGGACAUUUUACGUCUUGAGGUGUGAAUCUGAGACUGUAAGCUUGGGUGGUAGGGGCAUCUAUGCAGUACAGAAACUAAAAACAUUUGUAAUUGGAACAACUGAGGAAAAAACAACUAAUUCAUCACGUCGAUUAAAGUAUGGAUUUUAGACUGAUGCUCUAGAGUUGGUGCAAAAUCUCUGCAAGUGUUUUAAAAGAAUGUGAACUUUUCAUUACUAAAUAAGACACUCUCUCAUUCUCAACUGACUACACACCAAACUACAGAGUCUUUUCUCUCUGAUUUUCUUCUGCAUCAGCUUCUUUUCUCUUAAAUUGGUGCUAAAACUUUGCCGAAGUGGGGAUCAUUUGGCCCCUGGGGGCCCCGGUGCCCGCACCGGCCCCCAACCCCAAGAUGCGCCGCUCGAGUACGGACGAGACUCCGUACCGGCGCAGUCCAUCUCUAGACAGCAAGCCGGGCUCGCCCCCGCUGCGCUACAGCGGCGAGUACGAGUACCGUAGCGCGCCCUUCGGGUUCGGCUUCCGCACGGCGCCGGGCUCGCAGACGGCCAAAGCGGGAUAUGCCACAGCGCAGGGCAGGAAGUACGUGGUGUUUUACCUGGACCUCUCCUUCAUCUUUCUCCUAGAGCUGCGGCGCUGCAGGAUGGCCGAGGGCUGCAUGAGGGCCCUGCGAUACGCCAUGGUCUUCUUCAACCUGCUCUUCUGGCUGGGGGGAUGUGGGAUACUGGGAGUGGGGGUGUGGCUGUCAGUCACCCAGGGUAACUUCGCCACACUCUCGUCCUCCUUACCGUCCCUAUCCGCCGCCAAUCUCCUCAUCGCUAUGGGAACCAUCAUCAUGGUGAUCGGUUGUCUGGGCUGCGUGGGAGCGGUCAAAGAGAGUCGCCCCCUGCUGCUGAGUUUCUUUGUUCUGCUCCUCUUGAUUUUCUUUCUGGAGAUCCUGUUCAUCAUCCUCUUCUUUGCUUAUCAGGAUCAGAUUGACCAGUAUGCUCAAAAUGACCUGAAGAAAGGUCUGCAGCUCUUCGGCACAGAGGGAAACAUCGGCCUGACCAACGCCUGGAGCAUCGUGCAGACUGAUUUCCGCUGCUGUGGAGUGACUAAUCACACGGACUGGUUUGAGGUGUAUAACGCCUCUCGUGUUCCGGACUCCUGCUGUUUGGAGUACAGUGAUAACUGCGGCCUGGAGAACCCUGGAACAUGGUGGACAGCGCCGUGCUACGAGAGAGUGAAGGGUUGGCUGCAGGAGAAUCUGGUGGCUCUGUGGAUCUUCGCUCUGUGUGCAGCUCUGACGCAGAUUUUAGGGCUGGUGUUCUCCAUGACUAUGUUCUGUCAGACGGUGAAAGUGGACACGUUCUACGCCUAGAGAACGGUUCUCCUUAGAGAACCUGAAGGACAAUGAACUGAAUGAUCUUAACAUCACAGACAAUGGAACAAGGGAAAACUGGAGUGCUCCUUGUUUUCUCUCUCUCUUCCUUCUUGUUUCUGCUCAUCCUCGUCCACUUUUCCUCCUUCACCACUUCCCUCCUCUUCUUCUUCUUCUACUUCUUUUUUUUUAUAUAAUAUCUCUCACUGUGCUGGACGUUCCUCCAGACGUUCCUUCAGACGUUCCUUCAGACGGAUCUUUUCAGUGUUUUCUGAAGUAAUUGAAAGUUUGACGAGAAACUGACGAGAAAUGAAAGCUUGCAUAACACAGGAACUGAUCUUUUUAUAACUACUAGCUAGACCGGACUUUUUAUUCAUACGAAGAACAAAAAAAAGAAGAAAAAACAAUCUGUCGUGACUCUACGAUUCUACGAGACGUCCUCCUUCAGACCUGCCACUCCACUGAGCCAAUCAACGAGCCAAAAAGCUGCAGAGGAGCCCCGCCUCCUUUGUUCCAGCGACGAGACACCAGUAACCAGUUUCCUGUGGUUUUAAAUGCCUAUUAUUUUGUUUAAAACUAAGAUAUUUAUUACAGCAACCUAUAAAUAUAUAUAUAAAUAUAUAUAUAUACUAUUCUUUCAUAAUGGAUAUUACUCUUACAGCACAUAGAGCAGCAUUGUGAGGAGAGACCGCAAUCUGCUCAACACUGACCACUGCUGCCAGAAGAACAGACUUACAGCACAGAAUUUACCUUUACAUUUAUAUUUACAUUGACAUUUACAUGUUUAGCACAUGCUCAUAUUGUAGACAUUGUAAAAAGAAAACACACAACUGUGUCCUGUGUCCAACAUUUAUACCAACCUGCUCCAGCGAGAGAAAGAAGGAGAAGAAGAAGAAAAGCACAGUUAGAUAAAAGCACAACAUCCCAGACGAAAAAAAGCUGAGAACUGUUUCUAUUCUAGGCUGGAAGUGAUGGAUUGCAUGGUUUAACUGGUGAAGAGAAAGAGAGAAAUAAAGCAUGAAAUGUUGAAGUUGAAGUAAUAAAAAGUUUUUAAAGGUCAGACAAAGAGACAAAAAAAACUGGACUGAUGACAGAACUGGUAUAGAGAGAAAGAGAGAGAGAGAAAGAGAGAGAGAGAGAGAGAGAGAGAGGAAGAGAUCUCCCUUCAUCUCUGUUUUAUGCUAAUUAACUUGUGUAUAUAUCUCUGUACAUGUGCCAGACAACACACCUAAACAUAAACCAUGAAUAAAGAUUUUACAGUAA
Astyanax mexicanus (Mexican tetra) is the source of this 4102-nucleotide messenger RNA. It is a transcript of the gene tspan4a, whose product is annotated as tetraspanin 4a. Lineage: Eukaryota; Metazoa; Chordata; Actinopteri; Characiformes; Acestrorhamphidae. Gene Ontology annotation, cellular component: membrane. Bases 1874 to 2839 code for a protein of 321 amino acids. The transcript has 7 exons. The record is from RefSeq and is a predicted model, not a curated record.